Colletotrichum phormii is the source of this 1380-nucleotide messenger RNA. Its product is annotated as FAD binding domain-containing protein. Lineage: Eukaryota; Fungi; Ascomycota; Sordariomycetes; Glomerellales; Glomerellaceae. The transcript has 3 exons. The record is from RefSeq and is a predicted model, not a curated record. Gene Ontology annotation, molecular function: FAD binding; oxidoreductase activity. The coding region runs from base 1 to 1380 and encodes 459 amino acids.
AUGCGGUCGAAUAUCAUUCUUUCCUUGGCACUUGGCGGCAUCCCCUUAGCCGUAUCCAAGCCGUUACCUGAAGCAGCAAGCAAGCCUGGCACAUCGAACAACACAGUCCAGGGCUGUCUCAACGCCGCCAAGGCACCAGUCGCCGUACCCUCAUCUUCGGAUUGGUCCGACGACAUUCGGCCCUACAACUCUCGUUUGCAGUAUACUCCGGCCGUUAUCGUAACGGCUACCGAUGUCAGCCAUGUGCAGGCUGCCAUGUACGGCGUCACGUUGAACUCUGAUAACACUGCGACGGUGCAAGCAGGCGCGCGGCUCGGGCACAUCGCGACGGAGCUGUUUGACCAGGGAGGUCGGGCUAUCUCGCAUGGAUCAUGUCCUGGUGUUGGAAUGGGACAUGUCUUGCAUGGAGGCUUCGGGUUCUCAUCUUCCAUGUACGGCCUUGCGGAAGACUGGAUCGUUGAGGCAACCGUAGUCACGGCCGACGGAAAGGUCGUCAAAACAUCGCAAACCCAGAACACGGAUCUCUUCUGGGCCCUCCGUGGUGCGGGGUCUUCGUUUGGGAUCGUUACUGAGUUCAAGUUCAACACCUUCGCAGCUCCCUCGGUCGUCACCUGGUUUAAGGUCACAUCCGCAUUGAAGAAGGACAAGCUGGCUGCGGCUCUUGUAGCUCUUCAAAAGUAUGCCCAAAAUGACAAGCCUCUCGAGUUGAACAUGCGGGCCGUCGUCACCGCUGACAGCACCGCGUUUGACGGCCUCUACUACGGAACUGCGGACCAGACACGCGCCGUGCUCAAGACUUUCCUGUCUCCCCUGGGCAUCGACGUCGGUGGCGCCACUAUUACCCAGACUGACUGGAUCGGUCAGCUGGAGCACUACGCCGGUACAGCAAGCCUUGACGAAACUGGACCGCAGAGCCUGUCAGAUACUUUCUAUGCCUCGAGUCUCAUGACCAAGACGGUCUCGAACGCAGGCUUCACUGCUUUUGCCGACUACUACCAGAACACAGCAAAGUCGACGGACAGUGGAUGGUUCGUCCUAAUUGAUGUCCACGGUGGCAGGACAAAGACAGCUCAAGUCUCAAACACAGCGACCUCUUAUGCUCACCGGGACAAGGUGCUCAUGUGGCAGUUCUACGACUCUUCCGGUGGUAACGCGUACCCCACAUCCGGGUACAAGCUCCUCAGCAAGUGGAUGUCUUCGGUAACAAAUACGAUGGCAAGUAGUGAUUGGGGGCGUUACGUCAAUUACGCCGACUCUCAGCUUAGCAACGCGGAUGCUCAAGAUCAGUACUACCGGGAUAAUCUGGGGCGUUUGAAGAGCAUCAAAGCCAAGUUAGAUCCCAAGGGCUUGUUCACCUACCCGCAGGGUGUGGGCUCAUAA